AUGCACGCACCGACUACUCUGUCCCUGCUGUCUGCAGUUGUGAUCGGCACUGCUGCUGCCCAGAGUCCUCUGACGGGAGAUCUUGGCAAUGCCACCGUCGUGGUGAACAACCCCCCCGGCGUCGUUUACGCUGGUAAGCUUCCGGAUACUGCCAAUUGGAAGGCGGCGUAUCCCGACGGCGGGAACGCCAAGGGCUCGAUUGCGGCCGUGGCCAACCCCGACGGCAUCGGCGUCCUGUUCAAGGUCACGUUCAGCAACUUGCCCAAGGAGGGUGGUCCUUUCACGUACCACCUCCACGUCGACCCCGUUCCUUCCGACGGCAACUGCACCUCGACUCUGGCCCACCUGGAUCCCUUCGUCCGCGGCGACACCGUUGCCUGCGACAAGCAGCUGCCGCAGACCUGCCAGGUGGGCGACCUGAGCGGCAAGCACGGUGCCAUCACGUCGGACCCGUUCGAGGUCACGUACCUGGACCCGUUCGCGUCGACGGCCGAGGACUCCGAGUCCUUCUUCGGCAACCGCAGCUUCGUCCUCCACUUCGCCAACAAGACCCGCAUCUCGUGCGCCAACUUCGAGAAGACCACCGAGUCCAGCAUCGGCGACCUGACCACCUCGGCCUGCGGCGCCUCCCCCACCGGCUCGGGCUCGGGCUCCGGUUCCGGUUCGGGAUCUGGUUCGGGCUCUGGCUCGGGCUCGGGCUCCGGCAAUGCCAGCACCACGGUGUCAAGCCCGACCGGCACCUCGGGGACUGCCAACCCAUCGGUCCCCGUUACCGCGUCGGCCGGCACUAGCGCGCGCCUGCUCACUGGCGCGGCUGGCGUCGUCUCGUUCGCCGCGGCGGUUAUGUUCCUGCUCUAA
Molecule: messenger RNA, 858 nt
Organism: Phialemonium atrogriseum
Lineage: Eukaryota; Fungi; Ascomycota; Sordariomycetes; Cephalothecales; Cephalothecaceae
Product: superoxide dismutase
Exons: 3
Coding region: 1-858 (285 amino acids)
Biological process (GO): superoxide metabolic process
Molecular function (GO): metal ion binding
Source: RefSeq, a predicted model, not a curated record